Messenger RNA from Ornithodoros turicata, 7468 nucleotides. RefSeq names its product calbindin-32-like (gene Cbp53E). Gene Ontology annotation, biological process: regulation of long-term synaptic potentiation; regulation of presynaptic cytosolic calcium ion concentration. The transcript is spliced from 11 exons. The record is from RefSeq and is a predicted model, not a curated record. Bases 220 to 1134 code for a protein of 304 amino acids. Gene Ontology annotation, cellular component: synapse; nucleus; dendrite. Gene Ontology annotation, molecular function: calcium ion binding. NCBI's taxonomy places the organism in Eukaryota, Metazoa, Arthropoda, Arachnida, Ixodida, Argasidae.
CCUCCGCCGACCGGCGCAGCAUCGAGCGCGACGCCGCCAGCGCAGUCGGUCUUCAACCAUCACCAGCAGCAGCAGCAGCUGUUCGAUACUCGCAGCAGACCGCAGGCCCGAUUCCGCAGCGUUCCCAGCGACCGUCUUUCCCGCGUUACCAAGGCCUCCCCAAUCUUCCUUUCCCACGCCUAGAUACCUCCUGGUCCGAGUAUACUUUUCCCAGCAGCUAUGGCCGAAAGUAUCAAAGCAGGUACUAAAGGCAGUGCCAAUUUCAUGCGUCAAUUCAGGGACAAGAAGACUAGGGAGCUCAAGAAUCUGACGGCCAGCCAGUUCAUGGACGUCUGGAGCCACUAUGACAAAGACGGCAACGGAUUCAUUGAAGGCCGGGAACUGGACAACUUCCUCCGCGAGUUCGUAUCGAGCGUCAGCUUGUCCGAUGUAGGCCCGGAAGUCGUAUCGGAAUCUAUGCUGGAGGAGCUUAAGGAGUGCUUCAUGGAAGCGUACGACGACAACAAGGACGGGAAGAUUGAGAUCCGUGAGUUGGCCCAGUUGUUGCCGCUGGAGGAAAGCUUCCUGCUGUUGUUCAGAUUUGAUAAUCCCUUGGAAUCCAGUGUCGAGUUCAUGAAGAUAUGGAGAGAGUAUGACACAGACGGAAGUGGAUACAUCGAAGCGGAUGAGCUCAAGAACUUCCUCAAAGAUUUGCUCCGUGAAGCCAAAAAGGACAGCAUCGAAGAGGACAAACUUAUUGAAUACACUGAUACCCUGCUGCAGAUAUUCGACAGCAAUAAAGAUGGAAAGUUACAACUGAGCGAAAUGGCCAAGUUGCUUCCAGUGAAAGAGAACUUUCUCUGUCGGUCGGCCUUUAAGGGCGCAAGCAAGUUAACAAGGGAAGACAUAGAGAGAGUUUUCGCCCUCUACGACAGGGACAAAAACGGCACAAUAGAAAAUGAAGAACUGAAGGGAUUCCUCAAGGACCUUCUGGAACUGGUCAAAAAGGACUACGAUGCGCAGGACCUGGACGAGUUUCAGGAGGCCAUACUCCGAGGUUGCGACUUCAACAAAGAUGGAAAGAUCAGUAAGAAGGAGCUCACCAUGGUGCUUCUGGCCUUGGCCAAGCACUCCGCCGACGAGGAUGGCAAAUAAGCGUCAACAGCAUCUACCCCGUUUUCUCUGUCUUUGUCUAUGGCCACGGACCUCAUAGUAUCGACAUUUUGCGCCUUUUUCCUCUCCUCUUCUGAUACCAAGGUAAUCCAGUUCAAGGAUCGCUUGCACCAUGACACGCGACUGCAGACGAGAAGCUGGAAAGAAAGUCAUCUUAGGGGGUGUCAGCAGUGGGACGAGAGCUUCCAAGUGUAACAACCCUGUGACUAAAAGUUGGUCCUUGGUUCCUUCUUUUUUCAUGCCAACUUGCUGCUGUCCUGCUGGAACAACGUACUUAUCAUGUACUAAAUCUUGUACUGCUCUUAUUGCAGACAUUUCAUUUCAGAGGUGGGUUAGUAGUCUUACGUUGUCCCAUUACUUUGAAAAUGUACAACACGAUAAACCACUUACACGACUUAUUCAGUUAGAAGCAAAGUUCUUGUUAACAGUGUCUCUGAUGACAUGUGAAACUGUUGAACGCUGUUAUGGCACUCUUGCUGAUUGGUGCUACAGCGCGAUGUCUAGAAUUCCGUGUUGCACAGCUUCUGGACGCAUCAUUGCGCAAAGAGGAAUGUCACGCUACUUGGUGUCUGCGUUUGUAAUAUGGCUCAAGCGUCUACUGAAACAGAGGCAAAUAAUAAAUAAAAGUUUUAAAAAAUGUUACUUAGUUUAGUCGUUGUAGGUAGCAAAAAAUUAUCUGUGGAAAAGCGGAGCUGAAUUGGCAAAACAAAAAUUAGAAAGGUUUUAUAUGAUAUAUUUCACAAAUAAUAUUUAGUGUGAAUGUUACUACAGCUUACCCGCUUCGUUGUCAAAAUAUUUUCCAGUCGAGUUCUCCAGUAUUUUCCAGAUAUAGCAUAAAUAAGGUUUAGGCCUUUCUAGGGCACACUCUUGCUCAUGAACAAAGUGCAAGCUGGGAUUGGUUUUGGUGAUAACACAGAAAAAGAAGAAAAAAAAACAUUAUUUGCUGCACUCUGAGUGUGCUGCCCUCCGUGUUAAUAAGAAGUGAUGCGCACUAUGUCAUGGAUUGCGUCACGAUUGUGGUGGUUGUGCCUGAAUGCUGUCAGACAGCAUGGUGGCGUUCCGCGCAUUUAGCAACAGCUUCUGAGUGUAAUUGUUUCCGAGUUUGUUCGUUUGUUAUUCAGCUCACAUUUUUGUGCAAGACUGUGAUGUAUCUGCAUGGCAUCUGAUGUGGAGCUCCCCAUGGUAGAACCCAAAGAACGCUCAAUGCAGUAAAUGGUUUUCUAAGUAGAGGAAAGAGGGAGAUGCAUAACAAAGGAAGCUUGCUGAACCUCAAGGUUCAAAACAGAGGCCCGAGGGGCCUUGGGUUGCACUUGUAUUACUUACUUCUAUUGCUUGUAUUAAUUAGCACAGAUCCCCUAACAAUGUGUUGUAACAUUUGCCACACAUGGUGUGUCGCAGGCAUUUGGAAAGGCGUCUCCUGUGUUAGCCAGUGUCUCUGCCCCCAACUUCCUCUGGCAGUGACACGUCUAUUACCUGCAGUUUGAAAAGUAGGACAUCUAAAAUGCUACACUCCAUGUGCUCUCUGUUGCAAAUAACGGUUGUGCUGCAGAAGGAGAUAUUUUGUUACCAUGUUUCAUAAAAUUCAGUACUUCAAAGCAGUUUGAAGUUGGACUUCAAAGACAUAGUGAAAUUAAGUCGAACAGUGUUUUUGAUCGAGUUAUGUUAACUGCAUGAAGUAUGGAAUUGAUGACAUGUUCCUUAUAUGGAGAAGUACCGGGUUCAACACAAAGGAUAAAAUUACUGUAUUACAGAUUUAGGGUUGUGCCAAACGUCAGAAUGGUGGAUCCCAUAUUAACUCCAUGAAUAAAACUAACGUGAGUCUUUUUUUUUUUUUUUUCAACUGGCAUAGUUUCAUUCUGGCAGGCUUUUCAUUCCCUGUGGGACUGCGCAUAGUUAUCGAAAGUAGGUCCAAUUCUACAAUGCCAAACUUUUUUUUUACAGUAUACGUCACGCACAAUGAAUAGCCAGAGCAACAGAUUGUAGCUUCUAAUACACAGUUGCAAAAUAACGGAUCAGACUAGUUAGAUUUGGUCUACAGAUGACAUGGCACGAAAACAAAACGAUAUGUGGAGAUAUUAAUGUAUACAAAGAAGAAAGACUGUUGCUAUGUAGUAUGUGCAGAGAGUGCUCUCAUAAAAUCAGGGAGGUUGCACCGUGCCACUGUAUUCGGGACCUGUUUUCGGGUACAAUUGUUGAUAUGCCCGCCCAGACGAAAAAGCCAACCUUCAGUCAAAUAUGCAAAGUAGCAGAGAAAUAGAUUUUCUGAAUGCCAAAUAUGAACGUAGCCUUGGGGAUUCCUCUCAGUUGUGCCGACUGUGGAUGCGACCAUGAUGACCAUGAUGGCGACUGUGGGUGCCCAUGUUCAGAGCUGAAAUUGCAAGGUGGAUCUGCAUUCCACGUGUGCAUGUGGUAGAAUGUCACCCUGCUGUCUCUCGGUCAAUGAAUUAAGCUUCCUGGGGACAAAAGAAGUGGGAUAGACUGUGUGUGUGUGUGGGGGGGGUCGAAGGAAAAGGCGAAAGGUUUCGCUCUAACAGCUUUGUGUUUCGUCCUUCAUUUCAUAUUUGUGCUAUGUCGUCUGUAGACUACUACCCUGAGAGAGCAGGAUCCAUCCGAUGUUACUAAAUGGGUGCGCACUGAACAGACAAGUACAUACGCCUGCGUACCAAUAAGUCGGGCGACUUUUUAUUAUAAUCUCCUUUCCUUACGCUCUCCAAUAAAAUUUAAGAAUUCUAUUGCUGAGCGUAGAGCAAGCUCUUAUUUUUGGACGUCAACAAGUAUACGCAUCUUCUGUGACAGGGCAAAACAAAGUAAGACGACGAACGGGAUUAAAUAUGUCCGUUUUGGCUAGGACACCACUAUGUCUGUCCGUAGCUCUCAGAACAUAUAAAAAGAAAGAGCAACGAGGACUCCAGUUACGGUCUUUGCAAUUGAUAAUUCGUGGCUGGCUUUACGACGCGAGAUAACUAUAUACGGUCUCUGCGGGCUGGAGGAUAAAGCUAAGCUUUUGUUAAGUUGCCAUCAGCGCGCGCACUUGCAAUUUUUACCGUCUGCAGAAUGAGUAAUUUGUAGUGGCUGCACAACGUUGAACAGGUAAACAGAAAUGCUGCGACAAUUCAUUCUGGGACAACCGCAGUUCGACGCAAUAAAACCAUCACCAGUCCAGACAAGAUGGUGUAGACAAAGGCAAUCUGGUGGAUCAUAUCCCUGAGGAGUAGAGUCUGAGCUUGGGCAACGAAGAAACACGACACACACACACGAGAGCUCUCGUCAGCUGUGUGUCGUGUUUCUUCGUUGCCCGAGCUCAGGCUCUACUCAUCAUGGAUACUUCACCAAUCCCUCUGUCACUACGUUAAUUGGACAGCCAAGCAUGCAGUUGUUAUGAGCGAGCCGCUGGUACCUCGACAACAGUCCGGCACCACUACCCCCCAGCCCUCCGAACCCUGCCCUCGUACUUCCAUGAGGUAUCAAAGACCGUCAAUCACGACGCUGUGCGAUUACCACCUUUCUAGUAGAAACCAUGCCAUCCGUUGGUUCCCAUAGGGUCAGAGGUCAAGUUCCCGUUUGCGAGCGUUGCCGAGUCCCACGACGUUCUAGCAGCUUUGCCACCAGAAAUUCUGCAAGAGGUUGCUGACAUGCAACAGUCCUCAACCCUACGUAUCCAAACUUAAACUUCUAUUGUGCAACAAGCGAUUAAAACAAACAUCUCUAUUCUCGGGGAGCGACCUUGCACAAACCAUAUCUUGGGGUAGGAAAACGGUUGUCCUAAUUUCCUUCAUCAAAGUUUGUUCCACACUUUUAUGGUACAUCACGUGUCCCAGGAGAGAAUUAGUCCCAGUGCGUAAUGCUCUGACCUUCCGCUGGCACUUCUGAACAAAUAAGUUAGUAUAAGCACUUGCACCAGCAUAUAAAAUGCAAUGCCUAGACCUGCUUUGGAUACAAUUCCAAUCGUGCUAAUUUUCCUUGAACUUGGUUCCAGCUGGUCGACGGUUAUGUGCUCAAGUGAUAUUCGUGUCGCUGUUCGUCAACCUACUCGCACAUUAUUCGGUCAGGCUGGACCACCACGAAGAAGUAUGCUUUAGCUUACUUUCUCAAAAUUUGCUAUUUGCUGUCGAAUAUAAUUUACAUUUUUGUGCAGCUGAGUAAUCCUGCUUACUGCCAUGACAUACUCGAUGUUAUUAGGACUAGAGCUUAAGCCAGAAUUGUCGUCACCUUACCCUAUUUUCGUUUACCCCCAGUUCCCAAUUACACAUACACAAAAAGUUAUACAGUUUCAAUGUCUGGGCUGCAUGUAUGUGGAUGUUCUAGGCGUACUAGUAUUGAUUAUUAUGUCCAUUCUGCAAGACGUUCUCAGGUGCCAAUUGCAUCACUAGUUCGAGUAUAUCGCGGUCAACUCGUAUGAAUGUUGCAAAUGCUAUGGUGGAUUAUGGUGUGUAGGCUGAGAAAAAGCCAAAUACCGCACAAUUGCACCCGACAGCUACAAGCCGGUGACUAGAGUGUAGCCUCUCGUAUUGCAGUACUGCGCCCAGGGCUGGCGACAGAAAUGAUGGGGUCUCAUAGAGCUCACCUCCCUUGUUGAACUGACGGGGAUCGGUACAGGUCGGUUUGCUCUACCCCCUUGCCCCCCUCAUCGCCGGCCCCGACUGUGCUGUCUUUGCCACAAAACAUCCUCGUUUUAGGUAAAUACACACAAACAGUCAUUCCUUGAACAAAGCUAUUCACAUAACUCUAUAUCCUUUAGGUACUUACCUUUCAAGCAUAGAGCAAAGCCUUUAGACACCACCCAGUUCCACUGUAAAAUGUUUACCUUUAUUAAUAACCGUUAGCAGUCAGCUAUGAGUCCACAUCAGAGUUCAGAGUAUAUGAGCUCACACGAUGGCAUCAACUAUUUCACUUUGCUUGGUUUCUUCUUUCCUUGCCGUGCCCAUACAUGCUUUACUAAAGUUACGCUGUCUUAUGUAUUCAAUAAUCGGCAUACAGUAGACUCUCGUUAAUUCAAACCCAGAGGGAGCACACGUUUUUGUUUGAAUUCGAAAGUUUGAAUUAGCAAAACUUUACCUACCUAUAUAUGCUGCAUGACAAAAUUAUGGCUCUUUAUCUGUGUAUCUGCACAUAUAAAGCACAUUUUUUAAUGUUCCCUCUUAAAACAUGUCUAUCGCAGUAUCAUCGACAUCCUCACUUGAAGUUGAGGACGACAUUUCAGUAUUUUCGAUACUCAAAGAUACUCAUAGUCGAAGACACGCGCAUUGAUAGAUCAGCUCUUACAGCGAGACUGAAGCGGAGCGUUCGGGCAGUUCGGGUCGGUUUCGGUCGCGCGCAUACAAACUCCGCCUUCCCGCACGCGCUUCUACGCAUGCGUCAUGUCGGGAGUGACCGUGGUAGUUAGUACGGUUAAUACAGUACGAAAUAUCGGGGGCGCCGGGCGCUCUGGAGACGGGAAGAACCAAAAACCAUGCAGGUUUGAGGCGAGAUGAGUACGGUCUGAAUUAUUGCACACGAAAAUACAUUGGUUCCAUGGGGUGUUUGACGCUGCCAACAGUUUUGUCCGAAAAAAAUGCAAGUCCGAAUGAUCGGUCGGCGACUGUAUUUCCCCCGCGAAGACAAUGUGCAGCACAUUUGAGGCAACUCACAUCCAGGAUGCGUGCAGCGGUGGACGAGGUCUGUGUAUGGGCAACCCAAGCGGCUGAAGUUUCGUUUUGUGCACGCGCGCAUUUUACGCUUAGUUCACGGUGCCCCAAGGAAUGGCGUAACCAACCGAAAACAGGAGCCACUUCGCGGGCUUCGUUUCGCCGCUUCCUCCCGGCAGAAACACUUUACCAGGGAACGAAAAGUUCGAAUUAAGCGAAGGUGGCUUAAGGAGCUUGUCAUUACAUUGAAAACAUAGCGGGCCCAACAAAAAUUCGAAACAAGUUUCAAAUAACCGGAAGUACGAAAUAUCGGGGUUUGAAUUAAUGCCAGUCUACUAUAAAUAAGUUUACACCUAAUUGUUACUGCGGCAUUUGGCAUUGUAUAAUAAGUAGCGUGCGCAAUCAAAAAGGCAUAUCAAUUGACUAGGAAUCACCCUAAUUAUUUCUGACUGCAUGAUUGAAGUGCCUACUCCCUGCUGAGAACAACAGAGAAGUCCAUGAUCCAAUGCAUGUUGUUACACCUGUAAUAACUGUUAGCACCAACAUUGAUACACCCAUGACAUGUUGCUGCUUCUCUGUAUUUGCUGCUGUUAGUUGCUACUCACCACAGUGUUAAUGCAUCAGUCGAAUGUGUCUUCUGUGUGUAUCGCACCAUUCAUUUUCAUGUUCGAUAUAAACAAGAUUCGCAUUCC